AUGGAGCAAGUAAAAUUAGUUGGCCCAGAAGCUCCUCUUGUUGCUGUAGCUGGUGAAGAUCUGGUUCUGCCCUGUUUUAUCAAACCCAGCACCAGCGCUGUGGACAUGAGAGUGGAGUGGUUUAAACUAAACGUAGAUGACUCAUUAGUGCAUCUCUAUGAAGAUCAUGAAGACAGAAAUGAAAAUCAGGUUCAGUCCUACAGAGGAAGAACAUCACUGUUUAAAGAGGAGCUACAGAAAGGCAACGCUUCACUCAAACUCUCAGCUCUCCGAGUCUCUGAUGAAGGAGAAUAUAAGUGUUUUAUUGAGGAUGAAUCCUGGUUUGAUGACAUCACUGUCCAUGUCACUAUUGAGGCACAGGGAAGCCACCUGGUGAUCAUGAUGGAUACAUAUGAUAACUCAGGAGGGAUUAAUCUAGUGUGUGAGUCUAGAGGCUGGAACCCUGAGCCUGAGGUUCUGUGGCUGGACAGAGAAGGAGCCACUCUGCCUGCUGAAGAUACACAGAUACACAGAGACACUGAGGGCUUCAAUGUGAAACGCCGCAUCACUGUUUAUGAUUAUAGCGACUCCAACAGGUUUUACUGCAGAUUUCAACAACAACAUCACAUGAAGGAAGCAGAGGUCAUCAUUAAUAGUAAAGUCUUUGAUACUUGGAAGGUUGCUGUCGGCAUUUCAGUUUCAACAUGUCUUUUUACUGUUGGAUGGAUUGUAAUUGCAGUUAUUUGGUACAAGAAAGUGCUGCAGAGACGGAUGAUGAAACGCGUUUUAGCAGAGAUCAAGGAGUUUGCAGAGCCACAGAAACAAAGGAUGAAACACGUGUUAGCAGAUAAGAAGAAGUCUGCAGUGGCUGUGACACUGGAUCCUGAUACAGCUCAUCCUAAACUCAGAGUAUCUGAUGAUGGAAAACAAGUGACAUGUGGAGACACACAGCAGGAUCUCCUUGAUACACCACAGAGGUUUGAUGAAUGUAUUAAUGUUGUGGGAAAGCUGAGUUACUCCUCAAAGAAAUUUUAUUAUGAGGUGCAGGUCAGUGGGAAAACUGCAUGGAUAUUAGGAGUCAUGAGAGAGGACAUUAACAGGAAGGGGGACAUUACUCUGACUCCUCAGAAUGGAUUCUGGACUGUGGGACUGAGGAAUGAGAAUCAGUAUAAGGCUCAUGCUGGUCCUGAUGUCCUCCUCACACUGAGAGAGAAGGUGGAGAAGGUGGGGGUGUUUGUUAAUUAUGAAGAGGGUCAGGUCUCCUUUUAUGAUGUGGAGUCCAGCUCUCAUAUCUAUUCUUUCACUGCUCAGUCUUUCACUAAGAAGAAACUCUAUCCAUUCUUCAGUCCUCAGUACAAUGGAAGGGGUAAAAAUUCAGCACCACUGAUCAUCACUGCUGUUAAUGAAUGAAUCUGUUUUAUCUAUUACAUGUUUAACUGUUUUUAAUUUUUAUCACAGCUGGCUAUAAUCAUCAAUUACAUAAUAAAACAAAAUAAUUUGUGUAAAAUAUGAUUUAAGACAAAUGUUAUUUUGUAUAAAAUAGAAUUAAUAAACUCUGUUAACAGUGUGUUUACAUGAACACUAAUAAUAAGAUCAUUAUCCACGUUCAGCAGUUAAAAUCAGAUUGAAGCUGUUAUUAGAUGGAAUUCUAUAAAGACUCUGUGAUGUUAGUCUAGUUACUGGACUAUUCAGUGUUUGUGUGCUGUUAAUCUGAUUUCUCUUUCUCUGGAACUCAGAAAGUAGAAAGUUAACAGCUCAGAAAAGGACAGAGGUUUGUGUGAUUUCUAACUGUAAAACACAGAAAAGUGACUCCAUUUGUGGGUAAAAGUGUCAGAAAGUGUAAACUUUAAAAACCGUCCUUCUUCUUCAGUGGUAUGUGUUUAGAUCUGUGAUGGUGUUUGGUUUAAUCAGCAGUGUGUUAGUGCUUCACACGCCACAUGAAAUUAAUAAAGGUCCAAAAAUGCAGUUUACUACUAGUUUAUCAAGUUUAGUAUUAAGAGAUUUAUUACUAAAGUGGAAAAUGAUGGAACACAAUUUAGUAUGUACAGUUACACAGAGCUGAGAUGAGACAAUGCUCUAAUUGUGCUCUAAAUAUAUAAAUAUUUUUUUUAUUUAAAUGUUUUGUACUCAGUGGUGUUCAUGCUGUUUUGAAGCUUGAAUUCUUUAUUAUUAGUCUUGAUCUAUUGUUAAAGUUUUUACAACUUCACAGUAAACCCAGUCUAACAACACAUUUUGUGGUUUGUGUCACUCUAUUCGUUUGUGUUUCUUUGUGAUUUUCCCUGUGACUGAUUAUUAAUGUAUUCUUGGG
This is a messenger RNA of Pangasianodon hypophthalmus (striped catfish), 2287 nucleotides long. Its product is annotated as butyrophilin subfamily 1 member A1-like. Bases 1 to 1389 code for a protein of 462 amino acids. The transcript has 9 exons. Gene Ontology annotation, molecular function: protein binding. The record is from RefSeq and is a predicted model, not a curated record. NCBI's taxonomy places the organism in Eukaryota, Metazoa, Chordata, Actinopteri, Siluriformes, Pangasiidae.